CCCACGUCUGCGUGACAGUUGUCGCGGGGAGGGGAGGGCGAGCUAGGCGAGGGGGAGGGAGCGUAAAUAGAGCGAAGGCGGCGCGGCGGCCCUGCCACCUCCGGGGCCACCCGCGAGGAGGCCCGCAGGGAGAUGGAAGAAGAUGAGCAAGAGCAGCGGCGCAGGAAGGUGGAGGCCGGGAGAGCGAAGCUUGCUCACUUCCGACAGAGAAAAACAAAAGGUGACUGUGUGCAUUCGAAGAAAAAGACGGCGAAGAGGAAGGGCUCGGCUGUCGAUGCGCCUGUCCAGAAGGAGAGUCCGGUAGCUGCCGAGGGUGGACUCCAGGGAGGAGGGGAUGUUUGCAAAAGCACAUCGUGGGGUGGCACCCCUAAUGGGGCAAGAGUGGUUCAGCUGGAAGACCCCGAUGGAGAGAGGACAGGGGACAUGGAGCAGCCGCAGCGGGCACUGGAUGGUGACGGUCUGGAACAGCCUGGGGUCAUCACAAAGCCGGUCCCCUCCCUGGAGCUGGAGGCGCUGCGCCUGAGCCUGAGCCACAUGCACACGGCGCAGCUGGAACUGACGCAGGCCAACCUCCAGAAGGAGAAGGAGACGGCGCUGACGGAGCUGCGGGAGAUGCUCAACGGCCGGCAUGCGCAGGAGCUGGCCCUGCUGCAGAGCAGGCAGCAGCUGGAGCUGCAGCUUGUCAGGGAGCAGCACGCCCGCGAGCUGGAGGAGGUGGCGCUGCGCUGCAGCCAGGAGACAGCUGAGCUGAAGGAGAAGUUGCAAAUAGAAGUGGAGAAAAAUGUCCAGAUGAUGGAGACCCUGAAGCAAGACUGGGAAUCUGAGAGAGAUUUAUGCUUAGAAAACCUAUGCAAAGAAUUAUCUGGAAAGCAUCAGUUGGAAUUGGAGAAUUUACAAAACCAGUUUAAGAAAGAAUUGGCGGAACAGAAAGCUGAGUUGGAGAAGAUGUUUCAGGCCAAAAAUGAGGCUGAAUCUUCCCUUAAGACUCUGGAGGCUCAACAUGAAGCAGCCUUGAGAAGGCUACACGAGGACCUGCGGUCUGAGCGCUGCCAGUACUUAGAAGACUUGGAACUGAAAUUCAAAGAAAAGGAAAAAGAAAAACAGCUAGAGUUAGAGACUCUUCAAGCGUCGUAUGAAGAGCUGAAGGCUCAGUCGCAGGAAGAUAUCAGGCGCCUGUGGUCCCAGCUUGAGUCUGUGAGAACCAACACACGGGAGCCGGGUGAGUUAAAUGAGCAGCCCCUGGCUCGAGCAUCUCACCUGAAAGAAUUAGAACACCUAAAGCGAGCCGUUGAGGAGCAGCAGCAGCGAGAGAGAACGGAGCAUGAAUCCGAACUAGAACAAUUGAGAAUUUAUUUUGAAAAGAAAUUAAGGAAUGCUGAAAAAAAUUACCAAGAAGACCUGACUUUAUUACAGCAACGGCUGCAGAAGGUGAAGGAAGACUCUCUUCUGGAGUCUGCGGAAAUCAGUUCAUCCAGUGCAUUUUUAGAAGAGCCAUCUGAAAAAGACAGAAGAGACCAACUUGAUCAACUCGGCCUUCAACUGGAACAACAUGAGGAGAGCCUGUGUCUGGACACACCAUUAGAAGAAGACCACCGGGGCCGAGUCACAGCAGUGAAGUCCUCUCCAGAAGUCCAGCAGGAGGCGGAACUCACAGGGGCCCGGGUGUUGGAAAGGGAGCAGCAUGCAGGGCUCUCGGAAGAGUCUGGCCAAGAGCGUGCUCGGGUCUGUCUCAGGUAUGCGCAGGACACAGCCUUGGAGGUGGAGACGGAGGUGGCAGCCAGAGUCUUGAGUUUGGAAACCGAGCACAAGGUUAAACUCUCACUUCUUCAAACAGAGCUCAAGGAAGAAAUUGACCUCUUAAAAAUAGAAAAUAGAAAUUUGCAGGAGAAGUUGCAGUAUGAAACUCGCCUGAAAGAGGACUUGGAGAAAGUAAAGCAUAAUUUAGUUGAAGAUCACCAGGAAGAACUGAAGAAAGCUAAGGAGAAGAUUCAGCUAAUGCAACAAGAAUUCAAAGAAAGAGAAGCAGAGUGGAAAGUUACAAAUGAGGACCUAAAGAGAAAAGCUGAAGAGAAGUUAACACUGAUGCUCCUUGACCUGAGAGAACAGGCGGAGUCUGAGAAGCGGUCACUAAUAAACAAGUUUGAGCUUCGAGAAAUCACAAUGAGACAACUUCAGGACCAGCAGGCGGCCCAGAUCCUGGGCCUGGAGGGGUCCCUGAUGGAGCAGCAGGGCCGCCUGCGGCAGCUGGAGCUCGGGCUUGCAGGGGACGAGUCUCUGCAGUGCAGCCAGUGCGGCCGGGAGCCAGGCGGUGGUCUAGCCCCCACAGACCAGGACCGGGAGCUCGCCACGCUCCGCCUGAAAGAGGACUGUGCCUUCCAGCUAAUGUUGGCCCAGAACAGGUUUUUAGAAGAACGUAAAGAAAUCACAGAGAAAUUCACUGCGGAACAAGAUGCCGUCCUGCAGGAGGCCCAAGAGAAGCAUGCUAGCGAGCUCCAGCUCCUCCAGGAGAGACACCAGCAGCACGUUCUGUCCUUGACGACGGAGCUCCAGACCAAACACCAGUCUGAGAUUGAUGAACUGAAGGCUUCAUUCGAGAAUGAACGGUGGGCUCUUUCAGAAGCUCGUGUAGCUGAAUUGCAGACAAAACAUGCUGCUGAAAUCAGUACUUUGGAGAUGAGACAUUUGUCAAAUCUGGAUUCUUUGGAAUCUUGUUACCUGUCUGAAAUUCAGGCCAUACGGGAUGAGCAUAGGCGGGCCCUAGAGCUGUUGCGAGUCGACCUUGAGGGACAACUGCAGAAAAAGGAUUCUUCUCACCAAAUGAUUUUGGCUCAGGAGUUAGAGAAACUUAAACUGAAACAUGCCGAAGAGCUUCAGUCUGCCAAGGACAGCCUGAGAAUUGAAAUGAGCACUCAACAUGUGGAAAGUCGGAAAGCCCUGGCCGCUGAGCUUCAGGGGGCACAGGGUGAAUUUGAAAGUGAAAAGAAAGCUGCUUUGCAUGAAAAAGAGGAGAUACACAGACUUGAGUGUGAGCAAGCUCAGCGUUUCUACCAAAAGGAGAAAGAGUCUUUGUCUCUUCAGCUUCAGGAGAAGAGUAACCAGAUCCUGCAGCUGAGAGACCAAAUUUUAACCCUAAGCCGUGAGAUAGAAGAGCACCGUUCUGCCCUGGCACAGUUACAGCAACGGCGCGAGAGGGAGAACCAGGAGGGCACGCGCCUCAUCUCCAUGCUCAAGUCCGACAUCGACCUGGCACACACGGAAAGGAGAGCUCUGCGGGAUGCCCUGAGGAGGCUGCUGGGUUUGUUUGGAGAGACGCUGAAGGCUGCCAUCUCCCUGAGGAGCCGGAUCGGUGAGCGCGUGGGGCUCUGUCUCGAAGACGAGAGCCCACCCGACAUGCAGCUGGUGGGCCAGGCCCCAUCUGCAGCACCAGCACUUGAUGAGACGUGGCCUGGGUCUGAUGCGGCCCUGCCAGAACUGGACGGAACUUUGCCAGAAUGCGCUGAGAUGUCUUCAGUGGCUGAAAUUAGCAGUCACGUCUGUGAAAGCUUUUUUAUGAGCCCAGAAAGUACGCUGGAAUGUGAGCAGCCAAUUAGGAGAAUCUACCGGAGCCUUGGCCUGGCAGUGGACGGCCUCCUGGAAAUGGCCCUGAACUCCAGCAGGCAGCUAGAGGAAGCACGUCAGAUUCAUUCUCGUUUUGAGAAGGAAUUUAGCUGUAAGAAUGAGGAGACACUACAGGUCGUUAGAAAGCACCAGGAGUUACUGGAGCGCCUGGAGGAGGAAAAUGCGGCCAAGACGCGGCUGAUGCUGGAGCUGCACAAGGCGGAGGGCGUCAUCGAGGGGUUCAAGGUGGAGAAGGCCAGCCUGCAGGAGGCGCUGGGCCGGAAGGAGGCAUCCGAGCAGGGGCUCGUUGUCGAGCUGGAGAGCCUGAAACAGCAGCUCCAGCGGGUAACCCAGCAGCAGGCAGAGCUGAAGGAGGAAAACUCCACCCUGUGGAGCCAAAAGGAGGCCUUGGCUGCAGGAGCUGAAGAGAGAGAAGCUGCUCUUCGGAGGGAAGUGGAAUAUCUAGCCAAGGAGCAGUCGGAGACCAGGAAACAGUCUGAAAAAGACCGCUCAGCUCUGCUGUCCCAGAUGAAGGUGUUAGAGGCUGAACUGGAGGAGCAGCUCUCUCGGCAUCAGGCGUGCGCCGGGCAGGCCGCGGAGCUCUCCGCCCUGCGGCAGCAGAUGGAGUCUCUGGACAAGCACUUGCGUAGCCAGCGGCAGUUCAUGGAUGAGCAGGCCGUCGAGAGGGAGCAGGAGCGCGAGGACUUCCAACAGGAGAUUCAGAGGCUGGAGGAGCAGCUCCGACAGGCGGCCAGGCCGCAGCCCUGGGGCCCCCGCGACAGCCAUCGGGCACAGCUGGAUGAGGAGGUUGAAUUGUUACAAGAAAAAUUGAGAGAAAAGUCAGAUGGACUUAAUGAAUUGGUUAUAAAGAAAGAACUGGCAGAUAGACAAGUAUUGAUCCAGGAAGAGGAAAUUAAACAUCUCGAGGAAAUGAAUGCCAACACCAGAAGGAAAGUGAUCCAGCUCCAAGAAGAACUGGAAAAGCAGAGAAAAACUGUGAAAGAGUUACAGCAAGAUAAAGAGGCAUUACAGGAACAGCAGAUGAGUAACUUGCUUCUGGUGUCCACACUGCAGUCUAAACUAGAUGAGGGCAAAUGCCCCGUGCCUCCUGUGGACAGCCGUCCCAAGGGCCCAGAAGUCCAGUUAGAGGCGGUGCAGAGGGCACUCCUGCAGCGUGAGAGCGAGAUUCUGAACUUAAAAGAACAAUUAGAAAAGAUUAAAGAUGACUUAGUAAGUAAAAACGAAGAAGUACUACAUCUGACCUUAAAAUUAGAUAUGCAGAACAACCAUAGUGCCGUCAGUGUCAGAGAACUUCAGGAGGAGAAUGCCAGUUUGAAGGCAUUUCUGCAGAACAAAGAAAGGGAGAUAAAGUGUGUGAGUGAGCAGCUCGAGGCGCAGCUGGCUGGGAUGGGAAGCAGCGCUCUCAGUGAGGUUAUGGAUAACAGAAGUUCUGAAAUCGAGGAGCUGAAAUCCAUUAUUGAGAACCUGCAGGAGAAUCAAGAACGAUUGCAGAAGGAUAAAGCAGAAGAAAUUGAACAACUCCAUGAAGUCAUUGAGAAGCUGCAGAGCGAGCUCUCCCUUGGGGGCCCCGUGGCGCGUGAAGUCAGUGACUGUCACGCUGAAGACCUGCAGAGUGAGCUGGAUCGCGGGCUGCGCUGCCUCCAGGCGGAGGGAGCGGGGGCCCACGCAGCUCUGGAGGGCGAGCUCCAAGCUGCACUCGCUGCCAAGGAGGCCCUGAGCCAGCUGCUUGCUGAGCAGGAGUGCAGGCAUGGCCAGGCCCUGGAGGCGCUGCAGCAGCACCUGCGGGGUGCGGAGGAGGCUGCCGCAAGGCAGCUGGCAGAGCUGAGGCACAGCACGGCCCUCAGGGAGGCCGAGGUCCAGACCAUGGCCUCCCAGAUCCAAGAGUUUGAAGCUGCUCUCAAAGCAAAGGAAGUGAAGAUUGCAGAGAGAGAUUUGGAAAUUGAGGCCAUGAACAGACAGAAAUCUACCUACUCCACCGAGCUGGAGACCAUCCUGUCGGCCUUCACCCGCUUUCGCUGCGCCCUGGAGCAGCAGCCCCUGGCUGCCGCGGGCGAGCCCCCUGAGCUGCAGCGGCUCCGAGCCCAGUGUGUCCGCCUCAGCCGCCAGCUGCACGCACUGAACCAGCGGUUCCUGAGGUGCCAGAAGGAGCUGGACAAGCAGCAGGUGCACGGGGCGCUCCUGCACCCUCGUGUGGAGGGCUGCUCCCAGGGACGGGGCCCCUGGAGUGAAGAGGCCUCCUGUGAUGAAGAGUCAAAAGAGGAUGUGGGCAGCAGGCAGCUGACCACAGCCCCCCAGGUCCAUGGCGGUGACCCACAGAGUCCAGUUAAGGAUGAUUUGCAGCCUGCUAAAGCCCUGGAGAUGUUAAACCACACAGGUCUCCACAAACAAGACAGCGUGGUGUCGGUGCUCACGGCCUGCCAGAGGCAGCUGGAGUCUGAGCUGCUCUUGGUGAAGAAGGAAAUGCGCUUGCGUGCGGGGGACCAUGGCACAGUGUCGGGAAGAGCGAAGGAUAAGAAAAAACUACUGGAAGGAUGUCAGCUGCAGCGAGUUGAUCUCAUAACUCAGGUGAAGCAACUUCAAGAAAAAUUGAACCGUCUGGUACAUUCUAUGCACUUCCCAAACAUCGAGGCAGAGGACUUUAAAUCUCAACAGCCAUUGGCAUUUUCACAUGUUCUUGAAAAUAGUUCAAGUGAUAGUUCCAAAAACAGUGAAGAAACUGACAAAUCGCCUCCUAUUGAUGCAUUGAAUAUUGAUAAAACCACAUGGGAUCUAAUUGACGUUAUUGGAAAUCAAGAUUCCUUGCUAAGAAAUGAAUUGCCAGAUGUUCCCUUGGAAGAUAAGGGUGAUUUGCAGGAUGGGUCACUUUCUUUACAAGCGAGCUUGCACAGUAGCUCACGUGACCUAACCCACACCGAGGGGGCGGAGCCCUUGAAGAACGUGCUCAGUGCGAUGGACCUGUCCUCCUGGAGCUCCCCUGAGGUCAUCAGGAAGGACUCGACCCUCGAGCCCCCACCUAGCCUUCCCCUGACGCCCUGCUCCGAUGCCCUGAGCCGGCUCAGCCUGGAUGCCUCCCUGCGGGACAGGACAAGCGCCUCACUGCUCCAGGCUGACCAGUCAGGGCUGCUUUGUUACCCGGGCAGGUCAGCAGCAGGAAAGGCUCCUAGGUGGGCAGAGUCUCCAUUGACUACGGACAGGGCUCCCUCCCCUGACCACCAAGUGCAGCGGAUGGCUGUGGAGAAAGAUGUUGAAGACUUUAUCAUAACGUCUCUUGAUGCUCAAGAAAAGUCCAGAUCAUCUCCUCUUGGAUUAGAAGGAAGAAGCGAUGGAAGUGAGAACAGUGAUGGCUCAGGGUUUGGCGAGAUACUAAACCAAGGUUUGGGAAGACUCAAAACUCCCACUACUAGUCCUGCAGCUCCUCCUCUCACCUCUAGAAGGUUCCGACGGCCCCUGGAAGCCAUGAAGGAAGUCCACCCAAAGCAAGUGAAGGCCUUGCUGCAGAGGGUGUGUGAUGAGAGCUACCACAUACUGGCCUUGUCUGAGUACCGCGGACCCCCCAGCACCCCCCUCGAGCACUUCCCAGGGGAAGGCCAGGGCCAGUUGGAGGCAGUGCCAGCUCUGAGGGGGCAUCCGACGCCAGCACCCCAAAAGCGAGAAAAGGAACCUCCCGACGUGUGCCUCGACUGGAGAGGAGAAUUUCUGCAGGUUGUCCAGGAGGCCUUUGAAAAAGAACGGAAGAUGCUGAAGGUUGAACUGCAGCCCCAACCCUGUGGCUCUGACCCCAGCGACUACAGCUCCCUAUUGGAGAGGCUGGAGAGGGUGGUCCAAGAGCAGGAAGACCUGCAGGAGAAGUCCCUGGAGCACCUUCGCCUGUCCGACAGGAGCAGCUUGCUGUCGGAGAUCCAGGCUCUGCGCGCCCAGCUGCGCAUGACGCACCUGCAGAACCAGGAGAAGCUGCAGCAGCUGUGCGCGGCACUAACCAGCGCGGAGGCCCGCGGGAGCCGCCAGGAGCACCAGCUGCGCAGACAGGUUGAGUUACUGGCGUAUAAGGUGGAGCAGGAGAAAUGUAUAGCAAGCGACCUACAGAAAACCCUGAACGAAGAGCAGGACAAAGCAAACGCUGUUCGGAAGCUCCUGGUGGUGGAACAGAAUGCCGUCAGAGAUUUGAAAUCUGAGCUAUGUGAGUGUAAGCAGGACAACGAGCGGCUAUUAGCAUCCCUCAAUGAUGUGCAGAAGGAGGUCCUGCAGCUGAGGUCCGUGCUGGACAGUAAGGAGAAUGACCUGAAGGCCGCACUCCAGGAGCUGGAGAGCGAGCGCGUGAAGGAGCGCGCCCUGCAGAGCCAGCUGGAGGAGGAGCAGCUGCAGCACCUGCAGAGGGAGGGCCAGAGCUCCAAGACCCUGGAGGAGUUAAGAAUAUCUUUGGAGAAGCAGUAUGCUCAGAGUAAUCGACUGUGUGUCGCAUUAAAACACGAGCAAACAGCAAAGGACAAUCUUCAGAAGGAGCUGCAGAUCGAGUCCUCACGCUGUGAGGCGCUGCUGGCGCAGGAGCGGAGCCAGCUCUCUGAGCUGCAGAAGAGCCUGGAGGCUGAGAAGGGACGCUCGCUGGAGCUGUCUGAGGCCUUACACCACGAGCGCCUCCUGACGGAGCAGCUGAGCCGGAGGACGCAGGAGGCCUGUGCUCACCAGGAGACACGGGUGCACCACGCUUUGCUGCGGAAGCUGAAGGACGAGAAGUCCCGUGUGGGGGAGUUGCAGGCCACGCUGGAGAAGGUGCAGCAGCAAGCUGUGCGCUCUCAGCGACAACUGGAGGCCGAGGUUCAGAAGCGCUGUGAGGAGCUCAAGAAAGAGAAGGAGGUAAGUGCCACGCUGAAGUCCACCGUGGAGGCCCUGCAGACCCCAAACCCAGAGCUGAGACCUUACCUGGAGAGAGAGGGGGAGCAGCCCGCAUGGCUACAGACAGAGUUAGAGCAGUUACACACGGGACUGGCAGAGCAAGAAGGACAUGAGGACACAAGGAGAGCGGAGACGAGGCAGAGCCGAGCAGACGUGGAGAAGUGGAAGAAGUGGCAGAGAGACAAGGAGAAACUGCGAGAACUAGAGUUACAGCGCCAGCGGGAUGAGCACAAGAUCAUGCAGCUGCAGCAGACGGUCAGGGAGCUGGAGGUGAAGGAGGCGGCGCACCUCUGCCCCGAGUCCCAGCGUCUGCGAGAGCAGCAGCAGGGCCUGGAGAAGGUUCGGCGGCAGCUGCUCUGGGCUGCUGGGCUUCUGACCAGCUUCCUCAGCCAGACCGUGGACAGGACAAUUAAUGAUUGGACGGCAUCAAAUGAGAAAGCAGUGACAUCUUUAUUGCGUACGUUAGAUGAACUCAAGUCCGAAUUGAGCACGUCCAGCUCCUCCCAGAAAAAAAUGACAGCAGAGCUACAGAUCCAACUGGUGGACGUCUUGCUGAAAGACAACGACUCCCUUACGAAAGCUCUCGGUGCAGUGACGCAGGAGAAGGCGGAGCUGUGCAGGGCUGUGUCCCAGCUGGAAAAGACCCUGAAGCACCACCUGCUGAAGGGCUGUGCGCUGAGGAGGUCAGACAGGUCAGCAUGGAAGCAAGACAGGAUGGUCCUGCAGAGCUCACCACAACACCCAGACCCAGGACUGCCCACGCCGGCUGCAAGCGAGGAAGCAAAAGUCUCCAACAUCAAAAUGGAAAAAUUGUACUUGCAUUAUUUGAGAGCAGAGAGCUUUAGAAAAGCUCUGAUUUAUCAAAAGAAGUAUCUUUUACUGUUGAUUGGUGGAUUCCAGGACUCUGAACAAGAAACACUCUCCAUGAUUGCUCAUUUGGGAGUAUUUCCUUCCAAAGCAGAUAAGAAAGUUACUGCAUCCCGUCCUUUUACAAAGUUUCGAACUGCGGUCAGGGUGGUGAUUGCAAUAUUCAGGUUACGUUUUUUGGUUAAGAAAUGGCAAGAAGUAGAUCGGAAGGGAGCUCUGGUGCGAGGCAGAGCGCCCCAGCCAGUGAUUCUGGGGGAAGGAUUCCUGGGGUCACAGCAGCAGCAGUCUCCACCUGAAACCAGUGAAUCCCCAACCCGGGACAUGUCUUCCAGCCACGCCAAGGACCCUGUGCCAAAAGCCUCACCUCGCAGGAGGGAAAGAUCCAACCUAUCUCCAAAUUCAAGAUCAGAAAGAUCCCUGACUGCUUCUGAAGAUCCGGAACAUUCCUUGACGGAAUAUAUUCACCAUUUAGAAAUGAUCCAGCAAAGGCUAGGGGGGAUACCACCAGAUUCCACUUCAAAGAAAUCCUGCCGCCAGAAGAUUAAACAAUGAAUAAAAUCCUCGUGGCUCUUACCUGUGACAAUUCUAUUUGAGGAAAAGAUUUGUUUUUCCUGUUGCUAAGAAAAGCUUGUUGUGUGGCAUGGUGUUCUGAGCGAUGCCCAGUCCCCUCAUGUGCCUGAGAUGCCAGCCCCUGAAUGCCAUUAAUUGCAUUGCUGCAAAGCCAAAUGGAGUCUUUUCUAUGUAAUUUCAGUACAUUUUAGCUCCUUACCUUCAUGAGGUGGCGUGUGUGCUCCAGAGUGUCAGGCAUCUGUGCAUGUUGGCAGAGCCACCUGUCUGCCUCCAAGAGAGGUAAGCAGAGAAUGGCUUCUUGUGGUUUAUUUUCUGAAAUUGUACAGAUGGAAACUUGGUUUAAAAACAAAAAGAAUGAAAUUAAAGUACUGUUUUAUUUGUGAACA
This is a messenger RNA of Ceratotherium simum simum (southern white rhinoceros), 10331 nucleotides long. The record is from RefSeq and is a predicted model, not a curated record. NCBI's taxonomy places the organism in Eukaryota, Metazoa, Chordata, Mammalia, Perissodactyla, Rhinocerotidae.